Molecule: messenger RNA, 4558 nt
Organism: Leopardus geoffroyi (Geoffroy's cat)
Lineage: Eukaryota; Metazoa; Chordata; Mammalia; Carnivora; Felidae
Gene: LRAT
Product: lecithin retinol acyltransferase
Exons: 8
Coding region: 2170-2862 (230 amino acids)
Biological process (GO): retinol metabolic process
Molecular function (GO): phosphatidylcholine-retinol O-acyltransferase activity
Source: RefSeq, a predicted model, not a curated record
AGGGAGACUGUACUGAUGAGGCAGCCAUCAGUCAUCAAUCCAGAAGAAACAAAGAGUCUUUGAUUUAGUGUCAGCUACAAGGCCAUACUUGUUUAUGCUUCUUCAACUUCGUCUACCCAUACUACCAGAUGGAGUUCAUUGCCACUCAUUCCUCACCAACAGCAAGCAGAAGCAGGAACUGCUGAGAGAGAAAUGCUUGUGCAGAAGCAGAGGAGAAGAGAAGUUAGAAGAAAGUUCUAUGGUUUUUCUUGUUGUUUUUUAAACUAAGAGAUGACAAACCAUAUGCUCCAUGUAGUUCCAAAAAAGCUUCAGAAACAGAGCUUCUAAGGUUGCUGUCCACAUUAAUGAUGAACACGUUGAAACCUUUCACGAAGAUCUCAUUUUUACACUGGACACAUUGGCUUCACCAAAUUUACCCAAGAUAGGUGAUGACCUAAAGGAAAUAUGAAAGGCAGAAUACAUGAUUGUUAUCCUUCAAAAUGAACAGUCUUACUAAAUUGACACUCCUUGUACACUUGUUGAAUUGACAGGAUUUGGAGCAUCUACAGAUAUGAAUUGCUAGGAACAUAUGCAUUCAACUUUAUUUUGAAAAAUUCUCUUGGCGGUGGAAGUAGCACCUCAUUGAGAAGUGAUCCACGGGACUUCACUGGUGGUGAGCAGCUGCAGGAGCAGAGCUCUGCCGAAGCUUCCAAAUCUCCCAAGUGUGAUUCGUUCCCUCUCUGCCCGCUGCCUACUGACUGUGCCUCUGUGGGCGCACUCAACGCCCCAGCUCGAAACAUUCCCCAGGUGGAGACGGUCGUAGGCCUUAAUAAGCCAUAUUAGUGACCACCAGAGACGGAAAUCGCUAAUUACGAAGUCCCCUUUGAUCUCCCCCAGCCGUUUGGUUCCCGACACUGGAGGUUCAGGCAUCUAUGCUUUCUUAGAACUGGAUGCGACUAGCGACUUUAGAGUCCGACCUCGGGCCUGCAGUUUAACUUAUGCGCCGAGGUCUGGAUCAGAUUUUUAAAAAUUUCCAGACUGCCCAGAUUUUAAAACCAGCCACAGAGCUGGUGUGCGGCUGGAAGCUAACAAACGCCCAAGUGUCUGAUUAAUUUCAGUAACUCAGUACCUCUGCGCUUUAAAUUUUGGGGGUAGGGUGGGGAAAUAAAUUAUUUAAAAUUUCCAAUUCACUGCCUUUCUCCCCUUCUCCAUCUUCUGCUUUCAACUCGUUUGUGGGAAAUGGAGUUUUCUCCUCUAUACUGGGACUGUAAUGUGAUUCGGGAUCAUUUGUGAAAUGAACAGAAGUCACCACCGGCAAACGGGACCACUGGGGCAGAACGCUGACGGCAGGCCGGAGGUGAGAGCAAAGGCUGGGCCUCCGAGGAUAAUUAGAAGCCAGCCUCCUCCCCGCCUGGUCUCCGUGGCCCCCCUUCAUCUUCCAGGUAAGAUGAAUGGCCCUUCAUCCAUCAUCCACAGCCCAGCCUCCUCCCCCAGGCAAGCAGAGAAUCUGCUACCCUAAGAAACCUAUUAGCCCCGAAUUGGGCAGCUUUGUGGAGCCAACCGAGGCUCUCUAUUGUGGCCUUUGUCUGAGGAAUUUAAGCAUUUACAUGACGCAUUAGCACGGAACUCCGCGCAGGGUCGGAACACCGCGUGCCAAACCCGGCGCGGACCGCGAGUUAGCAGCUCCCUCACCCGGCUGCUCCCGGGGACCACCCUCGCCGUUGCGCCUGGGUCACGCUGUAGGCGCUCUGGCAAGGAACGCCGUACCACAUCCUUCCUUGCCCACCUCCGGGCGGCUGCGCUUUGAAAGAAAUCGGCAACGUUCUGGUGGGUGAACCCGAGCUGGGUCCAUCUGAGCCUGAAGCCAGAGAAAUAAACUUGACUUUAAUCCGGUUCUCCAGGCGGUCGUUGGGGGCUUCGCCGUUUUUCAGCUUACCGUUCGGAGCCGUGCGCUCAACGGUCACUGGUGCCUCCGAAUGCAGAGGCUUCUUGGGUUCUAUUCGCCAGUUUGCGGGACCUGGACGCCGACCCGCGCGCCAGCUGAGAGCAAAAAGGAUUCGAGCAAAAAGCAUUUAAAGGGGAGAACGAUCCGCGGCGCGUGGGACUACGGCUCUAGGGAAUUUAGGAAGGAAUCCGCAAGCUUUGGAGGCACGCACUCUUCGCAGAGUAAAUGCAAACAUUUUAGUAAGGAUGAAGAACCCAAUGCUGGAGGCACUGUCCCUAUUGCUGGAGAAGCUGCUCCUCAUCUCCAACUUCAAGCUCUUCAGUUCCGGCGCCCAGAGCGAAAACAAGGCGAGGAACAGUUUUUAUGAGAUCAGCCGUUUCCUGCGCGGCGACGUGCUGGAGGUGCCGCGGACCCACCUGACCCACUACGGCAUCUACCUGGGCGACAACCGUGUCGCCCACAUGAUGCCCGACAUCCUCUUGGCCCUGACCGACGACAAGCGGCUCACCCAGAAGGUGGUCUCCAACAAGCGUCUCAUCCUGGGCGUCAUCGGCAGGGUGGCCAGCGUCCGCGUGGACACAGUGGAGGACUUCGCCUACGGAGCCGACAUCCUGGUCAAUCACCUGGACAAGUCCCUCAGGAGGAAGGCGCUGCUCAACGAAGAGGUGGCGCAGAGAGCGGAGAAGCUGCUGGGCUUGACUUCCUACAGCCUCCUGUGGAACAACUGUGAGCACUUCGUGACCUACUGCAGAUUCGGCACCCCGAUCAGCCCCCAGGCUGACAAGUUCUGUGAGAAUGUGAAGAUAAUUAUUCGUGAUCAGAGAAGUGUUCUUGCUUCAGCAAUCUUGGGAUUGGCGUCUAUAGUCUGUCUGGGCUUGGCAUCAUAUACUACCCUUCCUGCAAUUUUUAUUCCGUUCUUCUUAUGGAUGGCUGGCUGACUUCACAUCCCCGUGUCAGUGUGUGUAUUCUGUGUGUAAAUAUGUUUAUAUUUAUAGAGCACAAAUCAGUAUAAGCAUCUUCAAGAAAAAUGUGACCGGUAACACUGUGUUCUGGAUAAAAAUGUGAUUAAGAAUCACGCAGAGUGCUUACUGUGUAAGCCCAAGAACAAAGGCUUUCUCAAUCUUCUCAGGCAGUUGCAUUUCAAAGCACUGUGCAAAUCUUGGAAACAUGGCAACUUGUAAUAGAGUUCAACAUUACAAGAGAACCAGCCCGUAAGGUGAUGGCCACAGGAGAUUAUUUGCGUGUUUGUUGUUUGUUUUUUUCCUCUUGUAAUCCUUGCUCUUCUCUUGUUAGACCUGAAUUUGAAGACUAUAAGACUCCUUGAUUGAAAUCACUAACUUUAUUAUAAAUGUAUUCUUUUUCAUUGAAAAACUUAUAUUAAACUAAAAGAAUUUCCCUCAUUCAGUUGAAAACAUGUUUGAUGAUUGGCAAAAAAAAAAAAUCAUAGUCUUUUUUUUAAUGUAUUAUAUGCAAUUCCCAAUAAGUCAAGAAUAUUUUCAUUACUUGAAACCAUGUUGGCAAAGUUAGAGUUUAAUGAUAAAGUAACGACUGGAACUGUAGAAAUUUGUGUUUUCCUGCAGAAAACGCUCCUAUAGCAUCAGUUGAACAAUUCGAUUUGACUUUACUCACUAGGAAGCCUGGCAUUCAAUUUUUUCUUUUCCUUUUAUGUGUCACUGGGGUUACUUUAAACCACUCUGAGAAGUAAAUGGAUAUAGGAUUGAAAUAAUUUGGGUAUUUGGAGUGUGUAUGUGUCAAUCAAACAUGCAGAUGUCCACAUACACAUAGAUGGAUGAGAGACCAAUUUUGUUCUUGAUUGCUUUAUUAUCCACCAGUGUGGUUACCAUAGAGCAUCUGCAGAAGUGAGUGUAAAAGUAACUUUAGUCUGUUUUCUCAUGUCUGUGGUAUGAUUUGCAUAUAUGUCAUUGGACGGUUUACCUUUUUAAGCACUUACUAAUGUACUGUAUAAUUUUUAAAAGCCGUCAGAUUUGUCUGCUAACAGGUUUCUUCAUUUCAUUGCAAAGUACAGUUUAUAUCCUUAAAAGAAGGAUACCACAAAGAAAUAACUAUUAGAAGUGGUUUUUGAGUGUCUUAGUAACGCCAGGCAUGUAAAAUUGGUUACACUGAGGCUGUUUUAAUAUCAGAGUUGAGAUGUAGUCCUGUUAAAGCAAGCGUUCAAGUAGUUUUGCAGAAUUACCAAAUUGUAAAAACUAAGCCACAAGCUAGACUUGCAUUUCAAAUAUUAAAAUUUCUUGAUAAACUAUCAAGAAUCACAAAAUAAUGAGUCACAUGGUGAGCGUUAGGGGGAGAGUGGGGUCAGUCACUCAGUGAUCCAAUCAGAACAAAUUUAAUAGCAGAUUUUACAUUCUGUUGGAAUUUAACAUUCAGUUGGAGUUCAAUAAUAAUUAUAGUUUAAUUUAAAUGUUUUAAAUAGUUAAAACAUGAAAUGGUAACACUACAGAAUAAAGUUUCUCUGGGCAUAUUCCAACCACUUAAAAUUAUUUUAAGUAUGUAUACACUGUGAGAACUCUAUUGUAUUAGUGGUUUUUCACUUCCUGUUAUUACCCUCGGAGCAAGUGUUUAAAUAAAUUGAUCUUUUAAAAACACGAUGUCCUUCUAAAUAAAUGCCUUUUUUUU